Trypanosoma theileri is the source of this 834-nucleotide messenger RNA. RefSeq lists its product as uncharacterized. Gene Ontology annotation, molecular function: acetylpyruvate hydrolase activity. Bases 1 to 834 code for a protein of 277 amino acids. The record is from RefSeq and is a predicted model, not a curated record. NCBI's taxonomy places the organism in Eukaryota, Euglenozoa, Kinetoplastea, Trypanosomatida, Trypanosomatidae. The transcript has a single exon.
AUGAGUUCAGCUGUUGCCUUUUCUGUACGCCAAACUCUCGUGCCGGUGGUGGGGUGGGGUCUUCUCUUCCCUGUACGCCGUGUCUAUUGUGUUGGACAGAACUACGCAGAUCACGCUAAGGAGAUGGGUGGAACUGUAUCCAAAACCAAUCCAUUCUUCUUCACCAAACCACCAGAUGCCAUUACCAGCAAUACCACGAAUCACACCUCAUCGAUGGAAGUCAACGCGAAGUAUCCCCCGCAAACAGAGAAUUAUCAACACGAAGUGGAGUUAGUAGUGGCGAUUGGCCCCAAACGCGGAGCUAAAAGUAGUGAAGAUGCGGGAAUAAAGUACAGUGCACUCUCUCCUAAGGAAGUACAGAAUAUUAUUUACGGCUACGCUGUGGGUCUAGACAUGACAAGACGGGAUCUGCAACUGCAGGCAAAGACGAAUGGAAAGCCGUGGGAUUUGGCAAAAGGUGCGGAUGAAAGUGCCCCACUUUCUGCGAUUGUGCCUGUGGAAGUUAUUCAGAAACAGAAUGCCUUAUUGUUUUAUACAAGUGAUGAGGCCUGUAAAGAGAUGGUGACAGAAGGUACUGGAAUACCUGCCGUCCUACGCCGAGGGGCGGUGAAGUUGACUGUAAAUGGUACACCUCGUCAAGAGGGGAAUUUAACAUCCUUUGUUACUCCCAUUGAUGAAUUAAUCUCUAUCUUGUCAAAAUCAGUUGAUUUGGCACCGGGUGAUCUUAUUUUUACUGGAACUCCUUCAGGUGUCUCCGCUGUAAAGCCUGGUGAUGUUAUUAAAGCAUCCGUAGAGGGCGUUGGAGAACUAACAGCUCAUAUCUGCAGUACAUAA